Messenger RNA from Paramecium sonneborni, 1306 nucleotides. NCBI's taxonomy places the organism in Eukaryota, Ciliophora, Oligohymenophorea, Peniculida, Parameciidae. The record is from the annotation of a GenBank genome assembly.
AUGGGAAGUUAAGCUAAAGCAGUUAUAAUUCCAAAACUAUUUGUAAAUGGAACUGAGGCUGGAUUAGCAUUACUUUAAGAAUAAAAGAUAUAAGUAACAAGUAUAAAUGAUGCUGAUGUUCCAACAACAUUACCAUUUGAUAAUAUUAAAUUAGAAAAUGAUAAACCAUUUGAAGUUUAAUUUCCGAUUACAUCUAAAUUAAAAACAAUUGAAAUUAAAAUCAGUGGAAAGAUAACAAGAAUGCAUAAAUAAGAUAAUAAGAAGGAAGAAUAACUUGAAUAAUCCCAUAUUAUCAAUAUUAACAAUCUAGAGGGAAAUUCAGCAUUUUGUAAUUAGUUAUUGAAAUAUGAUUCAAUAAACGGAUAUUAAAUUUGCAUUGUUGGAAAAAAUUGGUGAACCAAAAAGAGGACUAUAAAUUAAUAUUAAAUUUGAAUUAUCAUCCUUUAAUUUAAGUGAUAAUAGAUAGUUCACUACUGAUGAUAAAGGUAGAGUUUAUUUGGGAAGUUUGAAAAAUGUAAGUUCUAUUGUUUCAGAUGUCAAAAGUGUUGGGGAUAUAGUUGUAUUGUAGAAAUAAUGAACAAUAAAUUAAAAAAGUUAAAUAUCUUAUCCAUCAAAAUUAACAGUAUUACCAGGAUAGGAAAUUAAUUUACCAUAUUAUUAUGAUGAGGAUAUAAAGAAUCCAUUAGUUCUUUAUCAAGUUUUUGGAACAACUAUCAUUAAAAGUUUAACUGAUUAAAUUAAAAUUUAAGACUAAUUUAUUUCAUUUAAAUUAGAAAAUAAAGGAAAUUAUGAAUUAUAAUUUGUAAAGGAUAGAAAUACAAUUCACAUUAAUGUUAUAGAUAGUGAAUAAUGGAAAGAAACUAAUAUUAUUUAAUAUUAGAAUCAAUUAGUAAUUGAAAAAGGUUUAGAUCAAUUAGUUGCUAUUUCACAAAUUAAUUAAAAAAAAGAAGAACAUGAAACAAAAAUCACCGGUAAUAUAAAGUCAAAAUAAAAAGUGUAAAUAUUUGCUUAUGCAACAUCCUUUUUAUAUGAACAAUUUGAUCAAUAAGUGAAUUAAAUCCAUAAAUUGAUAUAUAGAGAUAGAUCUGAAGAAUUCUCUAUAAAUUUGUAUAGUAAUGUAUUCUAAUCAAAUAAGGAAUUGUCAGAUGAACAAAAAUAUGUUAUAAAUCGAAAGACAUAAGAGAGAUAUAUUGGAAAUACACUUGAAAAACCUCAAUUUUUAUUGAAGAGAUAAUAAAUUAGAGAAACAAAAACUGAAGGUGAAUAAUUAAAACAAGAAGGCUCCUAUAAAGAAAAAUAUGAAUGA